Molecule: messenger RNA, 2655 nt
Organism: Elephantulus edwardii (Cape elephant shrew)
Lineage: Eukaryota; Metazoa; Chordata; Mammalia; Macroscelidea; Macroscelididae
Gene: ZNF598
Product: zinc finger protein 598
Exons: 12
Coding region: 1-2655 (884 amino acids)
Biological process (GO): rescue of stalled cytosolic ribosome; protein ubiquitination
Molecular function (GO): ribosome binding; ubiquitin protein ligase activity
Source: RefSeq, a predicted model, not a curated record
AUGGCGGCGGCGGCAACGGCGGGCGCUGAGGGGCAGCGCGGGGUCCUGGAAGCGGUGGCGGCGCCCGAACGGGGCGGCGGGAGUUGCGUGCUGUGCUGCGGCGAUCUAGAGGCCACCGCGCUGGGCCGCUGCGACCACCCGGUGUGCUACCGCUGUUCCACCAAGAUGCGGGUGCUGUGCGAGCAGCGCUACUGCGCUGUGUGCCGCGAGGAACUGCGCCAGGUGGUCUUCGGGAAGAAGCUCCCGGCCUUUGCCACCAUCCCCCUUCACCAGCUGCAGCACGAGAAGAAAUACGACAUCUACUUUGCCGAUGGAAAAGUGUUUGCAUUGUAUAGGCAGCUGCUGCAGCACGAGUGCCCACGUUGCCCAGCGCUGCCACCCUUUGGGCUUUUUGGGGACCUGGAGCAGCACAUGCGCAGGCAGCACGAGCUCUUCUGCUGCAAGCUUUGUCUCAAGCACCUCAAGAUCUUCACCCAUGAGCGCAAGUGGUACUCGCGCAAGGACCUGGCCCGCCACCGCAUGCAGGGGGACCCAGAUGACACGUCGCACCGUGGCCACCCGCUCUGCAAGUUCUGUGAUGAGCGCUAUCUGGACAAUGAUGAGCUUCUCAAGCACUUGCGUCGCGACCACUACUUCUGCCACUUCUGUGACACCGAGGGUGCCCAGGAUUACUACAGUGACUAUACUUACCUGCGCGAGCACUUCCGGGAGAAGCACUUCCUGUGUGAGGAGGGCCGCUGCAGCACAGAGCAGUUCACCCAUGCCUUCCGUACAGAAAUUGACCUCAAGGCCCACCGCACUGCCUGCCACAGCCGCAGCCGUGCGGAGGCCCGGCAGAACCGCCACAUCGACCUGCAGUUCAGCUAUGCCCCUCGUCACCAGCGCCGGGGCGAGGGUGUCAUUAGUGGUGAGGAUUAUGAGGAGGUGGACAGAUACAACCGCCAGGGCCGCCCAGGCCGAGCCGGAGCACGUGGAGCCCAGCAGAGCCGCCACGGAAGCUGGAGGUACAAGAGAGAAGAAGAGGACCGGGAUGUGGCAGCAGCCAUUCAGGCCUCGGUGGCCACACAGCAGCAGGAAGAGAAGCGUAGGAACGAGGACCACGACGAUGCUAAGGAAGAGACAGGAGGUAGGGUAUUCGAGGAGCCCCAAAGUGCAUGGCGCCCACUUCGAGACCACUGUGAAGGCCCAGGCACCAAGGAAGCAUCAUCCAAUGGUCCCAUGAGCCAAGAGGCUUUCUCUGCCUCAGGCCAAGCCACAGUGGUCCCACCUUCAAGCUCCCUGCCACCCUUGCCGAAGCUCAAGGACGAGGACUUCCCCAGCUUGUCCUCCGGCCAGGCGUUGACUGCCACUGGCCCUGUGGGGCUGGCACUGGCAUAUCCUGUUCCCACCAGGGCCAGGGGUGCCUUCCAGGAAGAGGACUUCCCUGCCUUGGUGUCCUCAGGGUCUCGGUUCAGUGCUGUCUCUACCAGUAUCAUUUCUGCCUGGAACAGCAGCAAGAAGGUGGCCCAGCCUGCAUCAGGGACCCAGGUUGCCAGAGCAGGCUUGUCUGCCAGGAAGUCUGGAAAGGGGAGUGGCAAAGGCGGCCGGAAGGGUGGGCAGGCCCCCACUGAGGAGCAGGAGGUGACCCUGCCUGAGCAGCACAGCUCACCUGCUGCGGCCCCUGCUCCCUCCCUGCUGGUGCUGUCCUCCCACACCGUUACCAAAGGUGGCCGGAAGAAGAAAGUCGGUUCUGAAAAGCCCCGGGCCACAUCACCUCAAUCCCCUGAACGUAUCCCAAAGGCACCAGACAAAGUUGGGCCACCUGGGGUUCAGCAGCAUCCUGCCAGCAGAGUCGAGGUGUCAGCCACUGGCCUUCUCAAUGGACAUGUGGAGGAGGUGGGCAUGCCACAUAUUGCCCCUAAGGAGCCCCCUGGGCUCCCUCGGCCACCAGGGCCCCUGCCUUGCCCUGCAUCCCAGGAGGACUUCCCAGCACUCAGCCCCUGCCCGCCCAGGAUGCUGCCACCCCCAGGGUUUAACACUGUAGUGCUGCCAAAGGGUGCUCCACCCCCACCGGGGCUGGCCCCCCCUGUGAGCAAACCACCCCCUGGUUUCUCCAGCCUCCUGCCUGGCUCCCAGCCAGCCAGUGUACCUAGCACCACCACGAAAGUGCCCAGGCCAAUGCCCUCCCCGUCCCAGGUCUACCUGGUCCCUGAGAACUUCCGGGAGAGGAACCUGCAGCUGAUCCAGUCCAUCAAAGACUUCCUGCAGAGCGACGAGGCUCGCUUCCAGAAGUUUAAGAGUCACUCGGGGGAGUUCAGACAGGGCAUCAUCUCUGCGGCCCAGUACUACAAGAGCUGCCGGGACCUGCUUGGAGAGAGCUUCCAGAAGAUCUUCAAGGAGUUACUGGUGCUCCUCCCUGACACAGCAAAGCAGCAGGAGCUGCUCUUGGCACAUGCAGACUUCCGCAGCCAUGAGAGGCCCCUGGGGGCCAAGUCCAAGAAGAGCAAGAAGAGCGUGUGGCAAGCCAGCACGCCCACUGCAGGCCUAGACUGCUGUGUGUGCCCCACCUGCCACCAGGUGCUAGCCCAGGGUGACCUCAGCAGUCACCAGGCACUGCAUACUGCCCAGGAUGACGACUUCCCCUCCCUGCAGGCCAUCACAAGGGUCAUCACGUAG